Molecule: messenger RNA, 756 nt
Organism: Lottia gigantea (owl limpet)
Lineage: Eukaryota; Metazoa; Mollusca; Gastropoda; Lottiidae
Exons: 9
Coding region: 1-756 (251 amino acids)
Source: RefSeq, a predicted model, not a curated record
AUGCACAACGCGUCUAAAUUCGCUGCUAACAUGGACGACUACCUAAUGCGUUUGGGGCUAUGUCGUAAAAGUGUUGUCAGAGACAGUUCCUGUUUAUUUCGCAUAAUAUCAGAACAGAUUUAUUUUACUCAAGCUUUACAUGGGACAGUACAGAAGAAAUGUUUAGAAUAUUUAUGUAAUCACAGAGAUGAGUUAUUGAAUGAACCUCCGAUACACUGUGAAAUGAUGGCAUUAUCAAAAAUUUACAAAAUUGAUAUUCUAAUAUUUCAAAGUCCAGAUGAAAAACCAGUAGAUGUAACACGUAAUGGUUACUCUAAAUUAGUUCUUCUUUGUCAUGUUGAUGGUAUCCAUUAUGAUAUGGUUUAUACGCAAUCACAUAUUCAUGGCUUGGCCAUCUCCCAAUCUAUAAUAUAUGAAGUGUUAUACAGAGGUGUAUUUGAAUUAGACUCAGAACUUGAUGAAGCUGUUAAUUUUUUAAGACAACAAAAGAAAACUUCACGAGAAAACAGUCUCAAUGAAAGUGAUCAUAAUUUAUCUUGCACAUCCAGCUCCUCACCUUCAUUAGAAUACGAGUUAUCACAGAAGAUCACUCUUAGAUUAACACCACCCUUACCAUAUAGAAUAGCCAAAGCUUUAGAUUCAACUUUGUACAGAAACGUAGCUAAAGAUAUAGUGGAAGAGGAGAAAAGAGAGAAACCCAAUGGAAAAUCAGAAAAUUCAAAAUAUUUAGUAGGAGUUAUUGCCUUUGCUAUUUAA